Messenger RNA from Pteronotus mesoamericanus, 12603 nucleotides. RefSeq names its product upstream transcription factor family member 3 (gene USF3). Gene Ontology annotation, molecular function: DNA-binding transcription activator activity, RNA polymerase II-specific; protein dimerization activity; RNA polymerase II transcription regulatory region sequence-specific DNA binding. Bases 428 to 7153 code for a protein of 2241 amino acids. Lineage: Eukaryota; Metazoa; Chordata; Mammalia; Chiroptera; Mormoopidae. The transcript has 7 exons. The record is from RefSeq and is a predicted model, not a curated record. Gene Ontology annotation, biological process: negative regulation of epithelial to mesenchymal transition; positive regulation of transcription by RNA polymerase II.
CUGGGAAAGUUGAGGCCGCGCUGCCGCUGGGUCUCCUGCCUUGAGGGCUUGGGCUCGCAGCGGCGGCGGCGGCCGCUAGAAGAGGCGGCGGGGGCGGGGGGAGAGGAGGGCUUGGGCCCGCGCUCCCCCAGCCCCAGAGGAGCAGGGGGCGGCCGCAGAGGGAGAGAUUCGCCCCGGCGGUCGGACAUCCCUGCCGUACCCGCCUGGGAUCAUGACCCAGGCGGGGGUCGCCGCCGCCUCCGCCGCCGCCGCCGCCGCCGCGGCCGAGACUGCGCAGCCCGCGGUAAGAAGAAAACAUAACUUAUAGACCAUCUUCUCGCAGGAGAUGAUAGAUUUGGAUCAGAAACAGGAGGCGUUGCAAACUAGGAAUCAAAAGUGAAGAAAUUCUGCAAGCCCUUGGGUGAGAAAGGUUCCUGUUACUCUAACCAUGCCAGAAAUGACAGAGAAUGAGACUCCUACAAAAAAGCAGCACAGAAAGAAAAACCGGGAGACACACAAUGCAGUGGAGAGGCAUAGGAAGAAAAAAAUCAAUGCUGGGAUUAACAGAAUAGGAGAGCUGAUCCCUUGUUCCCCUGCACUGAAGCAGAGCAAGAAUAUGAUCUUGGACCAAGCCUUUAAAUAUAUAACAGAGCUGAAAAGGCAAAAUGAUGAACUCCUGCUUAAUGGAGGAAACAAUGAACAAGCUGAAGAAAUUAAAAAGCUACGUAAACAACUGGAAGAAAUUCAAAAAGAAAAUGGCCGAUAUAUUGAAUUAUUGAAAGCAAAUGACAUAUGCUUAUAUGAUGAUCCCACAAUCCACUGGAAAGGAAAUCUUAAAAACUCAAAGGUCUCUGUUGUUAUUCCCAGUGACCAGGUUCAAAAAAAUAUUAUUGUUUAUUCCAAUGGGAGUCAGCCUGGUGGAAACAACCAGGGAACAGCUGUUCAGGGGAUAACCUUUAAUGUUGGCCAUAAUUUACAAAAGCAAACUGCCAAUGUGGUGCCAGUACAGAGGACUUGCAAUCUUGUGACUCCUGUGUCUAUUUCUGGAGUUUACCCUUCUGAAAACAAGCCAUGGCAUCAGACUGCAGUUUCUGCAUUGGCUGCCAACCAGCCUGUUCCUCUUUGUCUUCCGGCUACCAUUCCUGCUCAAAAUAUUCUCGAGCUUUCCACCUCCGAAAGCGAACCAAGUGUUCUUGGCACCACCACUGGCUCCCUGAUUGCUAUUCCCGUUGGGCCUGAACCUCACCAACAUCGUCCCUUGCACACAAGUCUAAAUGACCAAAAUUCUUCUGAAAAUAAGAAUGGGCAAGAGAACCCCAAAGUAUUGAAGAAAAUGGUCCCUUGUGCCACAAGCAUCCCCUCCAGCUCCUCAGCAGCGGCUGCUAAAGUGAACCAUGGAGGCAAGUCCUGCCCGAGCAUACAGGAUUUCAGAAGUGAUUAUCAAACCACCUUUGUUGUUUCAGUUACCACCACAGUCUGCUCCCAACCCCCAAGAUCUGCAGGUGAUUCUUGUCCAAUGAGCAUUAGCAAGGGUGCAGACUUAACAAGUGUCUCCACAGCGGUGGCCCCAUCUGCCCCUGGAGGAGGGAAGACCACCACUCCUGUAAGCACUCUUUCUGCAAACCCUUUGGAUAAUGGUUGGGCUCCCUCUUGUUCUUUGCCUUCUUCAGCUGUUAGUGCUUCAGAUAUGAAAAACAUUAAUAGCCUUACUCGAAUUUCCUCAGCUGGAAACACGCAGACAACGUGGACUACUUUGCAACUGGCAGGAAACACUAUUCAGCCCUUAAGCCAGACACCAUCUUCUGCCGUGACUCCAGUAUUAAAUGAAUCUGGUACUAGCCCCCCCACAACAAACCACAGUAGACACGGAGCUACAGGCAUCAACUUGAAUAAUUCCUUUCCAGCAGAUGGGCAGCCAGUUGAGCAAGUAAUUGUAACCUUGCCUUCUUGUCCAUCCUUACCUAUGCAGCCACUAAUUGCCCAGCCACAAGUUAAAUCUCAGCCCCCCAAAAAUAUCCUUCCAUUGAAUUCAGCAAUGCAAGUGAUUCAGAUGGCUCAGCCAGUUGGGACAGCUGUUAAUGCAGCUCCAGCUAAUCAAAAUGUUAUUAUUCUUCAGCCACCCAGCACCACUCCGUGCCCGACAGUGAUGAGGGCAGAGGUUCCCAACCAAACCGUAGGGCAGCAGAUAGUAAUCAUACAGGCAGCUAAUCAGAAUCCUUUGCCACUCCUCUCGGCUCCACCUCCUGGUUCUGUUCGGCUCCCUGUCAAUGGAGCCAAUGCUAUAAUAGGAUCUAAUUCAGUGCAAAAUAUUUCGACUCCACAGACUUUUGGGGGAAAGCAUCUUGUCCACAUAUUACCAAGACCUUCAUCAUUAUCAACAUCUAAUUCAACACAAACUUUUUCUGUUACCAUGUCAAACCAACAACAGCCUCAAACCAUUUCUUUAAAUGGACAGCUCUUUGCUUUGCAGCCUGUGAUGUCUUCAUCAGGAACUACAAACCAAAAUCCUAUGCAAAUUAUUCAACCCACCACCAGCGAAGAUCCAAAUACCAACGUUGCCCUGAAUACAUUUGGCGCUUUGGCCAGCCUCAAUCAAAGCAUAUCACAGAUGGCUGGGCAAAGCUGUGUACAAUUGUCUAUUAGCCAGCCUGCCAACCCUCAAACUGCUGCAAAUAGUCAAACUACCACAGCUAACUGUGUUUCAUUAACAGCAACUGUAGCUUCUCCCAUGACAAUAGAUAGUUCAGCCACACUACCCAGUAUUUAUAAUCUAGUGACUGCUCCCUCAGUGAACACUGUAGCUUGUUUGCCUAAUGUGAAAUCAAAAAGGUUGAAUAAGAAGCCAGGUGUCAAGAAACACUUAGCAGCUAACAAGUCAGCAUGCCCCCUGAAUCCAGUCAGAAAUGUGGGCAAAGCAGACAGCCCCAGCACUGAAGGCUCAGCAGAGCCACCAUGUAACGCUGGACUGCUGGAAAGCCCCCCUCUCAUGUCGCCAUCUGUCACUAUGUCCCAGGCAAAGAGUACCGCAAGUGUUUCUGGCUCACAUCCUUUGGAUGUUCUGAAUUCGGAACCAGUGAUACCUGAGUCUGUACCCAAAUCUAAGUCAGCAGAAGAGUCUAAUUCACCCUUGCAAGAAUCUGUAACAAGUGAACAUUUUGCAAUGGCCCCAGCAAAAUCCAAAGAUUCUGCCCCCAUAGUGCAACGAGAGAUAUCUCAGGAUAAGCCACCAACUAGUUUGGCAUUGUCAGAUGCUGCCAAACCCUGUACUUCAGCCAACAUGUUGAUUCCAACUUCAAAUGAUCCCCACAUUUUGGUUUCUCAGGUUUCUGGUUUGUCAUCUGCCACGAGCACCACAAGUACUGACUCUGUUUCUGAGAUAGAAAUCAUGUCUGAACCUUGCAGAGUUGAGCAAGAUUCAUCAGAUAGAAUGGAAGCCCCAGGUCUCUUAAAGGAGCAAGGUUUAACUGCAUUACUAUCUGGUCUUUCUAAAGAAAAAGACUCUCAGAAAUCAUCUCUUUCAGUCCAGGUGGACCAUCCUGACUUUUCUUCAGAAAAUUCUAAAAUAGUUGAUGCAAGUGUUGAUUUACAGCCCAAACAGGAGUUGUUACUGAUGAGCAGUGAGGAUAGAGAUCCGGGACAGCAUCAUUCCUGCACCCCUGAUCAUGAGGGUAUUCAUGGUUCUUUGCUCAACAGUAGGCAGACUGACUCUCCCAUGUCAACCAGCUCUGGCAGUAGUCGUAGUUUCUCAGUUGCAUCCAUGCUUCCUGAAACAUCCAGAGAGGAUGUCACCAGCAAUGUACCAACUAAUACGUGUGACAGCUGUACCUUUGUAGAGCAAACUGAUAUAGUCGCUCUUGCAGCAAGAGCUAUUUUUGACCAGGAGAACCUUGAAAAGGGAAGAGCUGGCACCCAGGCUGAUAUAAGGGAAGUUACUUCAAAGCCUUCCGAAGCAUCAUCUUUAGAGGGAGACCAGCCUUUCAAAACACAGAUCUCUAAAGAGAAUGGCCCAGGUCAGGCAGAAGCAACACCAAAUGAAUUUAAUUCUCAGGAUUCAAUUGAAGCAACUGUGGAUAGGCCCCUUGAAAAACCAAGUUGUUCUGUAGGAAUUAAAACAUCAAAUGCCUCUUUGCAGGUGUCGACUUCUCAGCCACCAAACAUCACCAGUUUAAGUGUGAAUAACCUUAUCCAUCAGAGCAGCAUCAGCCAUCCUCUUGUCAGCUGUGCUGGAUUAACCCAAACUUCAGAGCAAACAACUGUUCCUCCUACAGUUAAUCUGACUGUUUCAUCUAGUUCCUAUGGCAAUCAACCUCCUGGACCACCUCUCAUGACUGAAUAUUCCCAAGAACAACUAAACACUAUGACUGGCACUAUACCAAAUCCACAGAUUCAAGAGCCACUCUUAAAGCCAAAUCAUGAAAGCCGUAAAGACUCUGCUAAGCGUGCUGUCCAAGAUGACCUUCUGCUGUCUUCGGCUAAACGUCAAAAGCAUUGUCAGCCAGCUCCCCUCAGGCUUGAAGGUAUGUCCCUGAUGAGCCGAACUCCAGACAGCAUUUCUGAUCAAACUCAAAUAAUGGUUAAUCAGAUUCCUCCCAACUCUUCAAACUCAGUUGUGCCUAUUAGCAACCCAGCACAUGGAGAUGGCCUUACACGAUUAUUUCCACCUAGUAACAACUUUGUGGGCCCUGCACUGAGGCAAACUGAAGUUCAGUGCAGUUCUCAGCCUUCAGUUGCUGAGCAGCAGCAAACCCAGGCCAGUCAACAUCUGCAGGCCCUGCAACAGCAUGUUCCAGCUCAAGGGGUAUCUCACCUGCACAGUAACCAUCUCUACUUAAAGCAGCAGCAGCAGCAGCAGCAGCAGCAGCAGCAGCAAGCAGGGCAGUUAAGGGAGAGACAUCAUUUGUAUCAACUGCAGCAUCACAUACCUCAUGCAGAGAGCUCUGUCCACUCUCAGCCCCAUAAUGUCCACCAGCAGAGAACUCUGCAACAGGAAGUCCAGAUGCAGAAAAAGAGGAAUCUUGUUCAGGGCACUCAGCCCUCUCAGCUUUCCUUACAACCGAAGCACCAUGGGACUGACCAAUCCCGCCCCAAGAGUGGUCAGCCACAUCCCCACCAUCAGCAGAUACAGCAACAGAUGCAGCAACACUUCGGAAGCUCCCAGCCAGAGAAGAGUUGCGAAAACCCUUCAACCAGCCGGAACCACCAUAACCAUCCCCAGAACCAUCUCAAUCAGGAUAUCAUGCACCAGCAGCAGGAUGUUGGAAGCAGGCAGCAAGGAUCAGGGGUUUCUUCUGAACAUGUUUCUGGGCACAAUCCAAUGCAGAGGCUCUUGACAUCAAGAGGCAUAGAGCAGCAAAUGGUGUCGCAACCAAGUAUUGUGACUAGAUCUUCAGACAUGACCUGUACUCCACACAGACCAGAGAGAAAUAGAGUUUCAAGUUAUUCUGCUGAGGCACUCAUUGGAAAGACAUCUUCUAAUUCAGAGCAGAGAAUGGGUAUAUCAAUUCAGGGUUCUAGAGUUUCAGAUCAGCUUGAAAUGAGAAGUUAUCUUGAUGUACCCAGAAAUAAGGGUUUGGCCAUUCAUAAUAUGCAGGGUCGCGUGGACCAUAAUGUUGCCUCAGAAAUCCGCCUUUCUGACUGUCAGACAUUUAAACCAGCUGGAACCAUUCAACAGCCCCAGAGUAAUUUUGAAGUACAGUCUUCAAGGAAUAAUGAAAUAGGUAACUCUGUGUCAUCAAUGAGGAGUAUGCAGUCUCAGGCUUUUCGAAUUAGUCAAAACCCUGGUCCACCACCAGUUGACCGCCAAAAGAGAUUGCCUUAUCCACCAGUUCAGAGCAUCCCAACAGGAAAUGCCAUUCCAGCAAGAGACAGUGAAAAUACAUGUCAUCAAAGUUUCAUGCAGAGUUUACUUGCCCCUCACCUUGGUGAUCAGGUCAUUGGAAGCCAGAGAUCACUCUCAGAACAUCAGAGGAAUACACAGUGUGGUCCAUCCCCUGCUAUUGAAUAUAAUUGCCCCCCAACUCAUGAAAGUGUCCAUAUUAGGAGAGAAAGUGAGAAUCAGAAUAGGGAAAGUUGUGAUAUGUCCCUAGGUGCAAUUAACACCAGGAACAGCACCUUAAGUAUUCCUUUUUCAAGUUCUUCUUCCUCAGGAGACAUUCAAGGUCGAAACACAAGUCCCAAUGUUUCUGUACAGAAGUCCAAUCCCAUGAGGAUUACUGACAGUCAUGGGACCAAGGGCCACAUGAACCCUCCAGUCACAACCAACAUGCAUGGGGUUGCAAGGCCAGCUUUGCCACAUCCAUCUGUGUCUCAUGGAAAUGCUGAUCAGGGGCCUCCUGUACGUCAAACUAAUUCUUCAGUUCCCCAGCGAUCAAGGCAUCCUUUGCAAGACAGCAGUGGUUCCAAAAUUCGUCAGCCUGAAAGGAAUCGUUCUGGAAACCAAAGGCAUAGUAAUGUCUUUGAUCCAAGUCUUCCUCAUCUCCCUCUCUCUGCUAGUGGCAGUAUGAUUCUUGGACGCCAACAACCCACUACAGAGAAGAGAGGAAGUAUUGUUCGUUUCAUGCCUGAGAGCCCACAAGUACCUAAUGAUAAUUCAGUGCCUGAUCAGCAUACACUAUCACAAAAUUUUGGUUUUCCUUUUAUUCCUGAGGGUGGCAUGAAUCCACCAAUAAAUGCUAACACUUCUUUCAUUCCACAGGUUACUCAGCCUAGUGCCACUCGAACUCCAGCUCUCAUCCCUGUAGAUCCCCAAAAUACUCUACCUUCCUUCUAUCCCCCGUACUCUCCUGCUCACCCUACGCUGUCCAAUGACAUUUCAAUCCCCUAUUUUUCAAAUCAAAUGUUUUCAAAUCCUAGCACAGAGAAAGUAAACAGUGGAAGUUUAAAUAACCGAUUUGGAUCAAUUUUAUCUCCUCCAAGACCUGUUGGUUUUGCUCAACCAAGUUUUCCUCUUCUCCCUGAUAUGCCACCAAUGCACAUGACCAACUCUCACUUAUCCAAUUUCAAUAUGACAUCUUUGUUUCCAGAAAUAGCUACCGCUCUUCCUGAUGGUUCAGCAAUGUCACCUUUGCUUACAAUUGCAAACUCCUCUGCCUCUGACUCUUCCAAGCAGUCCACAAACAGACCUGCCCACAACAUAAGCCAUAUUUUAGGUCAUGACUGCAGUUCAGCUGUUUAAAUACCGAUAGACUAGAUGUAAAUGUAACAGUUGAGAUUACACAUGUAUUUGUGUGUGCAUGCACACGUAUGGGCACAUGAAGAGGGAGAUUGCGCGUGUGUAUGCCUUUGUGUUCGUAUAGUCAAUUUACAGUUACCUUCUGAAUGUAGGGAAGCCAUGUCAGAGAUGAUGCAAAUACUGGGUUGUCAGAUAAUCUUUCAUUUUUAACUGCAUCAUGUGCUUUUUAUAUUUUCCAAGCAGAUUUGCAUUUUGAAGAUUGAUUUGUAAUAUCCCUAAAUAUUAAUCAGCUGGAAGCUGGGUGAGUUCAUCUUGGCAUGUGUUCGGUAGUAGAAAGGAACCCAGAUUUUGAACUUGAUUGUUGAAAAUAUGUAAAAUAGUUGAAAUGGUUAAAUUGUUUUUCAGAAAUACGGAUAGUUCAAUAUAGCACAAUGGCUCAUAACCAAAUGCUGGUUGAUGUCAGCCUCUAGAACAGUUUCUUACCCAUGGCAGGUGUUGAAUUAGUAUAGAAUGAAUGUCCAUGGUUAAAGUCAAGCAGCUAGCAAAUAAAUGAGUUGUUUAAUCAGCCUUUAUUCCUAAGAUUUGGUUUAGGUGGAGGCUUCUUUCUUAAUUAUAACAAUAAAUUAUCAGAGUUUCAUGUCUUGUUCCUCAAAUUAGAGAGCUGUGUUAUCCUUUAAUGUGCCAAGAUCCUUUAAAGCAAAGGUCUUCCCUAAACAGUUAGCCUUAAAAAUAGAAAGUGAAAAAGAAAAGAACAUAGAUACCUUCCAUUUUGUACUUGCAUUUUGCAUCAGACAAUAAGGAUAAGAGCAGUUAUAUUGUGGAGUUUUGCAUGUGUUCAGUUAAAGAUUGUUGUUUCAUCAGUUGAGUGUUGUUUUCAUAUUCUCUUCAUUCUAUUUAUUGAUCUUGAAAUAAAUUCUUUUACAUUUGUUUACUCAGUAGGGACUGAUCAGUAAAUAAUGUGUUUGGAAUCUACAUAUUAUUUGAACCUUUUAAGAUAUUUCUUUGCAAGGUCUUAAGCUCUGUCCUUAUUUUCAUUUACUGAUAUUUGUGUUUAAAGUGGCAUUGUAUAUUGCAUUAUUAUCCUUCAUAGCAGGAUUAUAAUAACAUAAAUUUGUUCAAUAUUUUUCCCAAUGGUAGAUGUGAAAUGGUGCUUCAGAAAUUGUCUCUGUAUGUUCGUGUGUAUGUGUGAGUGUGUGUGUACACAUAGGUUUUUAAGUAUAAACUGGUCAUUUAAAAAUAGGCCUGCCAUCUGAAAAUGGGAAACUGAAACCCAUGACCUGCUGAAGUAUAGAAAAACUUGAUGUAGGGGUUUUAAAAAGCCCCACUGAAAUUAAUAAUAAUCCUAAAAAAUAUAUAUGUAUAUACUUAUACAUUGAAUUUUGAAAACUUAAACUAAGUCAACAACCAUAUAUGCUCACAUUGUCAAACCCACUACUUUUUGUUGUUAUAUUCUGCCAAAAAUGGGAUGGAGUGGGAGAGAUGCAUAUAAAUUGUUCUGUCUGCUCUGUUAACAAAGUGAACUCAAGGACCAGCAUUUCCCCCCUCCUUCCUUAAAAAAGCCUCCUAGGGUUUGGUUAGAGCAGGAACUCCAGUGAAUACCUCUUCUAAAGACUCAGCAAAAGGGUCAUCUGUGCCUCUUCAACUGCUCUUAACCAAACUUUCCCAUCUACUCGUGCUGCCAAAUGAAGCAGCCUUCUAGGGGUUAAAAAAAAAAAUUGUAAAUUAGAAAAACUUUUGUAUUUUCUCCUUUCAAAAUGGUCAUGGGGAGGAAUCGGAGAGCUUCAUGAAUAAGUUAUUCAACAAGACCACAGCUAAACGCCGUAGUUAAAAGUUUAAAUUGAGAAAAAAUGUAAGAUUUAUGACUUGUUUUUUAAUUAACUGAGCUUUAAGCUUUAACAUUCAAGUUUUUCUCUGUACUUGAAAGAUCCAAUCUGCUUAUUUCAAGGACAGUUUUCAAUGUGUUUGACUAUUUAUUCUCUCUUUCUUUGUAUGUCUCUCUCACACAGACACACAUGUGCGCACACAGUGGCUAGUGAGUUCUGAAGAACUGGGGACUCUUAGAUGUAAUUGGAACUAAGGUAACAAGCUAAGGAGAAACUCAGUUUGAACAUGGCAAUGAAAAGGCCUCAAAGCCUGGAACAUUCAGACACUUCUGUUGCAUUGAUUGUAUUUUUCUCUUCAGAUCUGUUCAGAGGUACAGUUCUCAGGGCUUUCAUUCCAAGCCUGUAACACUUUGAUCCUGAAUGAGUCUUUACCCCUAAAUAAGGCUUACUUGACCACCUGAGGAAAGAUACUGCCAUCUGCAAAUAAUUUGGCUCCUGCUUACAUGUAGCUCUAAUUAUCUUACAGAAAUGUGCAUUUUAUUUAGGAACUCAAGUCUGUGAGGGGUCUGAGCAUAGUAAUCUUAUUUGAUUUAAAAGCACAAGUGUAUGAGAUUUACCAGCAGUAUUGAGUAUGUGAUAAUUAGAGCUACCUGAUUUUUGGGGUGGAAUUUAUUUUAAUAUUUACUGAUCUCUGGAUGUAAUUUUUGGCAAAGGAUUGGCAGAGAACGUAGUCGGUUUUGGUUAUAGUAAAUUUAAUGUUAUUUUUGGCUUGCUAAUAUAUGACUAUAGCAUGUAAAACCAUUUCCACAAAUAAUUUUUUUAAUUUCUGGAAAUACACAAGCUUCUGUAUGAACUAUAAAUGAGAGGCAUUGAUUAUAUCAAUUUUCUCUUUUAGUAUUAUUAAUCACAUGGAAUGUUACAAAAAAGUGGUUGAUUCCUCUAAAUAUUUAACACAGUAACUUCUAAUGAGAUGAAAACUUUCAGAUUUUUCAUCAUGUAUAAACUUUUAGUGUGUCAAUCAAGUUUGAUGUCAUUUCUGUUUUUUGUACAAACAGGUUGUUUUGGGAUGUUUUAUACCACUUUGGGACAUUUAUUUUUUGUUUUAUUGCAAGACCCUCCAGUGGUAUCAGAGAUGGCACCCUUUUUCUAAGUAAGGAGUGAGAAUUCCAGAGUAAUCAUGCUUUAAACAAUUUUACAUAUCAGAACUGUGGAAAGAGAAAAAUGAGGAGGGGAUGUUCUUUUGCAGCAAUUUCCAGUCACAUAUUAGAGUGAACUUCAGUGAGGAUCAGCUUUUAAAAUCAGCUUUUUAAAAUAAAAAAUUACUUAAACAAACUUAUUUAAAAUUAUUUUAAUGAUAAUUCAUUUGCCAUGCUCUUGCAUUCUAACAUUGGCCAUUUCCUAAAGAGGCUAAAAUUUAUACUCCUCCCCCCCACCAAAAAAAAAAUGUUGGAAACACAUUUAAUGGGAGUAAAGCUUUAAAAAUUUGAGAAAGGGUAAAGACGUAAAGAUACAAAUCUUCAUAGCUAUAUCCUUCCUUUGAUACAUAGGUACCUAGGCUCUUAUUUUCUUCCAUCUGCUCUGUGUCAAACAGGUGACAGGGAAUCUGGUCAUUUCCUUAGCAUGAUGAUUACUCCUUUGCCUUCAAACAUUUAUUGGGCAUACCAUCUAUUGAGUCAGUGUGUGACAGGAAGUCAUACUCCCAAAUCAGUAAUUCCCAGGUCUUGGUUUUGGGAACUAUUAAGUCACCCAGUUUCUUGAAACAUGAGUAAAUCAAAAGUGAUUUAAAAUAUUUAAUGUGCCACAUAGUUCUCUACCUUGUUUUAAUGAGCCUCCCCGCCGCUGCCCGCCUCCACUCCCCACCACGGAGUGAAGAAAGGGCAAAGAUGAUCCCAGAAGACAGCUUUGAUUUGCUGUCCUUAGGAACCUGGAUGUCAUUGUUGUAAUUCUGUUGUCUAUAUAAACCCUGCCUUUGCCUGGAGAUAACUGCUUAUGGCUUUGUACAUCCAGAGGGCAUAGUAAUAGCCAGAGAAACUAGUGUGAAGUUACUUUGUGAGUGAUGAUUUUAUGAUACCUAUAUGCACACUAAAGGCCAGAAAACAGUUUCUUGAGAUACCUUUUUGGCUACAUUUCUCCUUCACCAGAGUUCAACAAGAAAAGGGUUCUUUUUUGGACUUAACUGUAUUUUCCCUGCAGUCUACACUUCCUGUGUCAGCCUGAGAGUUUUUCUGCUGAGUCUAUGGGGGACAUCAAGAUUAGAUUGAGGCAGUCCAAAUAUGCCGGGAGGAAGUGUUAGAAACCUUCUUGGACAGAGUUUCUUUCUCGUUCUGCUCACAUGCCUCUUCCCUGGUACUGCACUUUACUGAAACUGUGCCUCUGGUCCUAAGACCAGCCAUUGGAACAUAUCGCUCACCUGCUUCUCUGUUACAGCAAAGUACCAGCCAGGAUGGUACAUGUCAAGUAAUCAAACACCUGGAAGACAAGUACAGCUGAUGUUUCUCACUGUUGCCUUAUCAUUCUCUGAGCCAUCUUUGAUUCCAAUCUUGUUAAAAAAAAAAAAACAAAAACAAAAAAACCCUUAUUAGGUAGAAGAAAACUCCUUUUAAACUCCACUUGUAUGUGAUGGUCAUCCAACAUCCUUAUUUAUGGAUUUGCGCAAACCCCAACAUCCUUAUUUCUAGAAUUAUGUAAUCUUUUUCUGUCUUGUGCAUGUGUUCAGAUGCUACAUAAACAUGAGCUGUCUUGCAUGGAAACUAUUGGGCAUAAUAUCCAAAAUGGUGUUAUUUUGUAUGACUGCAUAAUCUUCACUAGAGAUUUCAUGAGACAUAGAAGAUAACUAUUUGCAAUUUAACCUUUUAAACAAAGAUGAUCCUGAGUAUGUAUUUUUUUGGCUCAGCUGUGUGUUCAGUUAUACAUCAUACUGUGUCAUAGGAACUUAAUGUUUACUCCAGCUAGAUGCCCUCUUUCACUUUUCUGGAUCCCUGUUCCCCACCCUCUAAGUCUUAAAACCAUUUUUCAUCUGUGAGGUCACUGAGGCACUGGACUUGAUUAUAUUGGUAACCUUCAAGGGGAGUCGAAUUGUUGAUCUUCCAAGAAGAAAGGGACCAGACAGUGUUGCUUGAAAUGCUGCAAUUGUGUUACUGUGAAGAAAAGAUUUGCUUCCACUUUCAGCAGGCCAUAUAUGUAUUCAUUUUGGUAAAAAAUAGGUGGAAAAAUCUGAGAACAUAAUCACCUUCACAAAUUAUUUAUAGAUACACUGGGUGAGAAACGUACUGUAGGGCAGUCACCAGAAAAAACCUAACUGUAAUGCUUUCAAUAGUGUAAUAUUUGUAUCUAUUUCCAUGCCAGCAAUGUCUGCUGUGCACUGUGUCCUAUUACUGUAAAUCACCUGGUUUAUUAUUCUAAUGGGAACUAACUUGUUUUGUAAUGGAAUCCAGAGCAGAUAUGUAUAAUAUGAUCAGGAUUGUCCUACUGUUGUAAAUAAGAACAGGUCCUGUUUAUUUUGACAUCUUUUUACAAAUGCAUUGUAUUAGGGUGUGAAUAUUCUGAACCAUGCUCUUGUUUAAAGUUUUGAAAUUUUUAUUGGUAAAUGUAACAUUUUAAUGGUUGUAAUAAUUAUUUGUAUAGAUAUGA